ACCAGAUUAAACCAACUCAUAGAGGACUGUAAACUUGCACCUGAAAAUGUGUGGACGUCAUCUUCUAGUGUCAGUUUUACUGUGGAUGGCUGCUGGAAUAUUACAAUGUUCAUUGGGUUAUGACGAAGACCUUCUCUUCAAAACAAUUGUCAGAUGUGGAGAGGCCCCCCAAAUAGAGAAUGGGCAUAUUGUGGAGCGCAGCCUUGUGUAUUUGAAGUAUCAGUGCAGUCCUGAGUAUAUUCUUCAUGGUAUCAACACAGUGCAUUGUUUUAACAACGAAUCAUGGUCUGAAGUGCCCCGCUGCAAAGCCGCUUCAGCCCCCACUGGGUCAAACGACAGCCAUCAGCAGAUGUUCACUCAUGUCGACAAAUGUGGCUCCCCUCCCACAGUAAACAAUGCAGACUUUGAGGUUGAUCCAGGUCAGAUGUUUGUGACAUAUCAAUGUAAUUACUGGUACAAACUAAACGGAACCAGUAUAAUGAGAUGUCUGAAUAACCAAUGGACUCCACCACCCACCUGUAAAGUUGACUUCUGUGAGCUGGAUACGUUUAAAUAUCGUGAUCUGGUGAACACGA
Messenger RNA from Boleophthalmus pectinirostris (great blue-spotted mudskipper), 575 nucleotides. Its product is annotated as complement factor H-related protein 1-like. The annotation marks the transcript as partial. Lineage: Eukaryota; Metazoa; Chordata; Actinopteri; Gobiiformes; Gobiidae. The transcript is spliced from 6 exons. The record is from RefSeq and is a predicted model, not a curated record.